AUGCCUGAGUUCAUUAAUAAAAAUGUUGGUCCAUUUGUAUCUCAUCGGCGAACCAUGCAAAGGCAUAGAAAAUCUAAUCAACCAACAUCACCACAAACCAUGACCGAUUUCCAUUACCAAUUGACUGGAGACUAUGUUCAUCUUCCAGUGAUGGAUAAUGUACCUAUUUAUAUGGGAAAAAUAGGCACUGACCCCGAAGAAGGGACUACAAUGUUGUUUGUAUUACCAGAAAUUAAAAAUAUACUGAGGACUGGAUCAACGUUUUUGAUGGAUGGUACAUUUGCUGCUGCUCCAUCAUUUAACCGGGAGUGUCAACAGCUAUAUGUUAUAAUGGGUAUAACAUUCAACACCGGAUUCCCAAUUGCAUUUGCUUUGAUGUCAAGAAAGACAGCGAGGGCUUACAAUGCCUUAUUUAAAUGGCUAUUAGAAAUUGAGCCACAGUGGACACUACAAACAAUUAUUGUAGAUUUUGAGAGAGCUGCAAUGGUGUCAUUGAAAGCAAUUUUCAAUAACGUUACGAUAAGGGGUUGUUGGUUCCAUAGCUCUCAAGCUCUGUGGAGAAAAGUUGGAGAAUUUGGAAUGAUAGAAAUAUGUACCGGGCAUCGAAAUGCAUAUGACAUCGUACAUAUGCUAAUGGCAUUACCACUUUUGCCUGUGGAUAAGGUGAUGGAAGGCUUUCUUUCUAUAAGACAAUUUUACACAGAAAAUGUUGAAAAUAGUUUGCCAGUGGAAAGCUGUAGAAUACUGUUGUAA
This is a messenger RNA of Macrosiphum euphorbiae (potato aphid), 753 nucleotides long. The record is from the annotation of a GenBank genome assembly. Lineage: Eukaryota; Metazoa; Arthropoda; Insecta; Hemiptera; Aphididae.